Monopterus albus (swamp eel) is the source of this 2307-nucleotide messenger RNA. RefSeq names its product ribosomal protein S6 kinase, polypeptide 2 (gene rps6ka2). Gene Ontology annotation, molecular function: magnesium ion binding; ATP binding; protein serine/threonine kinase activity. The transcript has 23 exons. The annotation marks the transcript as partial. NCBI's taxonomy places the organism in Eukaryota, Metazoa, Chordata, Actinopteri, Synbranchiformes, Synbranchidae. Gene Ontology annotation, biological process: intracellular signal transduction; protein phosphorylation. The record is from RefSeq and is a predicted model, not a curated record.
GGUGGGAGAAACAGAGAUGGAGGACCCCCUUCGGGGAGAUGUUCAUCAUUAUGGGAUAGAUGCGCAGGUCUGCCCGUUGCCAUGGAUACCAGCACGCGAAAAUUCACAGUUCGGAGAUGGUUUUCUAUCUACCUGAAGAACAAGGCGGCAAGGAACAAGAACAGCCCUGGAUUCUGCCAACUAGAGGAUGACAGCAUACUGAAGGAGAUUGACAUCAGCCACCAUGUUAAGGAGGGUUGUGAAAAAGCAGACCCGUCUCAGUUCCAGCUGCUUAAAGUGCUGGGACAGGGCUCCUAUGGGAAGGUGUUUCUGGUGAGGAAGAUCAGAGGAGUGGAUAGAGGACAACUGUAUGCCAUGAAGGUCCUGAAGAAAGCCACAUUAAAAGUUCGGGAUCGUGUGCGCUCUAAGAUGGAAAGAGACAUUCUAGCAGAAGUGAACCAUCCAUUUAUAGUUAAACUGCAUUAUGCCUUCCAGACAGAAGGAAAGCUCUAUCUGAUCCUAGACUUCCUCCGAGGAGGAGACCUUUUCACUCGUCUGUCAAAGGAGGUAAUGUUUACAGAAGAGGAUGUGAAGUUUUACCUUGCAGAGCUGGCCCUGGCCUUGGACCAUCUACACAGUCUGGGGAUCAUCUACAGGGACCUCAAGCCUGAAAAUAUUCUUCUGGAUGAAGAAGGACAUAUCAAGAUAACUGACUUUGGAUUGAGUAAGGAGGCCAUCGACCAUGACAAAAGGGCAUAUUCCUUCUGUGGAACAAUAGAGUACAUGGCUCCAGAGGUUGUAAACAGGAGAGGGCAUACACAGAGUGCUGACUGGUGGUCAUUUGGUGUUCUUAUGUUUGAGAUGUUAACAGGAUCAUUACCGUUCCAAGGGAAAGAUCGGAAGGAAACAAUGGCACUUAUUCUAAAGGCUAAGCUGGGAAUGCCACAGUUCCUCAGUCCUGAAGUACAGAGUUUAUUAAGAGCACUUUUCAAGAGGAACCCUGCUAAUCGACUAGGUGCAGGACCAGAAGGAGUGGAAGAAAUAAAAAGACACCGCUUCUUUGCAUCGAUAGACUGGAAUAAGUUGUACAGGAAGGAAGUGAGGCCUCCUUUCAAACCAACUGUUGGAAGACCUGAAGACACUUUUCAUUUUGACCCUGAGUUCACAUCCAGAACACCAACUGAUUCCCCUGGUAUCCCUCCCAGCGCGAACACACACCAGUUGUUCCGUGGUUUCAGUUUUGUUGCAACUAAUCAAAACCAGGAGCCCAGUGUUGCUACAGUAGCGCCUUCCCGCCAGGAGGUGAACAAUAUCAACCCAAUAGCCCAGCGCCUCCGUGGGGAUGUGGUCUUCAGUGAUGUUUAUGAGCUGAAGGGAGAAGUGGCACAGACAGCGACCUCCAUCUGGAGAAGGUGCCUUCACAGAGUUACUGCUGUGGAGUAUUCGGUGAAGAUUAUUGACAAAACAAAGAAAGAUCCAUCAGAAGAGAUUGAGAUCCUACUGAGAUAUGGGCAGCAUCCAAAUAUCAUUACCCUGAAGGAUGUGUUUGAUGACAGCCAGCAUGUGUUCCUGGUUCAGGAUCUACUGAGAGGAGACGAGCUGCUGAACAGAGCUCUGUCGGUGCCAAAUUUUACAGAGCGAGAUGCAUCAGACAUCAUCUGCACACUGACCAAGACUGUGGAAUAUUUACACUCACAGGGGGUUGUCCAUCGAGACCUGAAACCCAGUAAUCUUCGGUAUUCUGAUGACAGUGGACUCCCAGAAUGCAUCAGGAUUUGUGAUUUUGGUUCUGCCAAACAGCUCAGAGCUGAAAACGGCUUAUUAAUGACCCCUUGUUUCACAGCGACAUUCAUGGCUCCUGAGGUUCUGAGGAAGCAGGGUUAUGAUGCAGCCUGUGACAUCUGGAGCCUGGGGAUCCUGCUCUACACCAUGAUAGCUGGUUUCAGCCCAUUUGCCAGCACUCCCAAGGACACAGCAGAGGAAAUUCUGGCUCAGAUUGCCAGUGGGAAAUUGAUGAUCACAGGAGGAAACUGGGACCUGGUGACUGAUUCUGCCAAGGAUAUUGUGAGCAAAAUGCUCCAUGUGGAUCCUCACCAGCGCCUGACUGCUCCACAGGUUCUUCGUCACCCCUGGAUUGUAGAGAGAGACCAGCUCUCUGACAGAGCUCUCACCAGACAAGAUGCAGUCACUGUCAAGGGUGCUCUGUCAGCCACCUAUGCUGCUCUGAGGCGCUGUGCUCCUGCUCCGGUCCUGGAGCCUGUUCAGUCCUCCAGCCUGGCUCAGCGCAGAGUGAUGAAGAAACUGGAGAGUCCAGAAGUUCAUUCAGAC